Molecule: messenger RNA, 870 nt
Organism: Coprinopsis cinerea okayama7#130
Lineage: Eukaryota; Fungi; Basidiomycota; Agaricomycetes; Agaricales; Psathyrellaceae
Exons: 1
Coding region: 1-870 (289 amino acids)
Molecular function (GO): RNA-DNA hybrid ribonuclease activity; nucleic acid binding
Source: RefSeq, a predicted model, not a curated record
AUGAUGGGACUGACCAUCGCCACCAACAUCGCCUCCCAAAAUCCCGCCAUCAGACACAUCUACCUCUACGCCGACAACACCGCUGCCAUUACCUCUAUCUUCGACCCAAAACCAUCUGGCGGUCAACUCUACAGCCGAUCAUUUUACGAAACCGCCACCAAAUUCCUCGAUAGCGACCCUCGAAAUCACAUCCACCUCACCUGGUGUCCGAGUCAUCAUGGUAUACCGGGAAAUGAAAGGGUCGACAGGCUUGCCAAACAGGCUACCAACCUAGCCCACAAUGCCCCCAUCACUAUUUCGCGCACCAACGCCAUCCGCAGGGCCAAACUCGCAGCACAGAAAGAAUGGACGCAGGAAUGGAGCAAGGCACCCAAACACGGCUGGUUCGCCAUCGCCGAUCGCCUUCCCCCAUCACUAAAGCCCACCAAACAUUCCAUCCAUCUCUCCAACGACCGAGAACGAUUCGGAAGACUCGUCCAAGCCAGAACAGGCCAUUCGUACACCGGCGAAUUCCGGCGGCGCUUCUUUCCAACACAACCACACCACUGCCCCUGUGGAGAGGCAGCAACAGAAACACGCGAGCACAUUAUCAUCCACUGCAAGCGCUACGAAGACUGGAGGUGGAUCCUGAGAGAGGUGUCUCAAGACGUCGCCCUGCCCGACAUCCUCGGAACCAAACAAGGAAUUGAGGCCCUCGCAGAAUUCCUAGACCGCUCUGGGGCGUUCACACGUACAGGACUCCCUAGGGAACAACCCACCAACCCCACCCUGUCCCAACUCUCCGAGCAAGAACCCUCCCAACCCAUCACAUCGUCAACCGUCGGCCCACCAGAGGUCAACGGCGGCGAUACAAUCUUCGACAACGGCUGA